UGUUUGUAGGUCUCUUUGUCUGGUUUCAGCCCCUCUGGAAGAGAAGUAGAAUGGUUUCUCCCUUCACCUCAUCUUGCUUCAAACACCUUACGCUGGAGGAAUGAAUUUUCGCUCAGCUCUGCAGAAAGAAUGACAAAGCAGCUUGUAGGCGAGGGAAAGAAGAGAUGACUGUGAAGGUCGGAGAUCCCAUGAGUGGGUGUUAAGUGCCCCUGCUGUGGAGGACAGAAGCCAGAAGCCAGGCCAGGAUGGCUGUUAAGAACUUUAUCUGCUCUCUGAUCCUGUCGCUCCUCCUGAUUAUCUGGACCAUCCCUGUGGGCAGAUCCUACUCCCGGGUGCACCUGGCGGGCAGAGGCAGCCCCUGUGCGGGGAUCCCCCAGCUCCAGGAGAGGACGUCUUGGCUACCCCUAUGUGGGGUCCAGAGGGAGGAGGCUGCAAUGCUCUGCAGGCAACUGGGCUGUGGCUCGGUCCUCCACGCCCCCAGCAUGGACGGGCAGAGGGAAGGCUCUGUGCCCAUCGGGAAGAAGUUCGUCAACUGCAACGGAACCAAUUCCACCAUCGUCAACUGCAAAGUAAACCGCAACUUGUCGGGCCACUGUGACCCUAGGGCAGAGGUGAUCUGUUCAGGGCACAGGGAGGUGCGCCUGAUGGAUGGGGAUCACCCAUGUGCGGGGCGCCUGGAGGUGCGGCGGGGCCUGGAGUGGGGCACGAUCUGCCAGUCGGACCUGGACCUGGCCACGGCCCACGUGGUCUGCCGGGAGCUGCACUGCGGAGCCGCCGUGUCCACCCCUGGAGAAGCUGGCUUCGGUCAUGGGCCGGGCCCUCUGUGGACCCAGGAGACCUUCCGCUGUCGAGGGAACGAGUCUCUCCUGUUCCACUGCCCCCGUGGGCCAGCGCGGACAGAACCCUGCUCCCACAGACAGGUCGCCGCCAUCCGCUGCUCAGGAAAGACAGAGGAACCACUUGGAAAGGCUGGAGAGGACCUGAACUGCUCCGACUCCGACAACUGCACAGGUGGAAUCCAGUUGAAAGCAUCCCCCAAAACAGGCCUCAGUGCAUUCCCUCCAGCCAUCCAAGAGAUACUCUCGUCCCCCUGGAUUGCCUCCAUUAUUCUGGGGACCCUUCUCUGCCUCCUCCUUGCAUACCUGGUGAUUCAGACACGGAGGACAAAUAUCCCAAACAGCGUCUCUGAAAUCUGUGACGAAAGUUUUCAAAUCAGCCACUCAAGAGGACUUUACAAAGAGAACCAGGAGAUGAAGGAUUACCUGAUGGGAGAGGGAAAAAAGGAGAAUAUUGGCAAGGGGGACAAAGAGGAGAAGCCACUGGCUAGUGGCUCAGUAUUCCUGACUGGGCUGGCAAAUAUCCAGGAGGAUGACUACGAUGACUCUGGAAAUGUUCUAGUCUCUUCUGGUGAGCUUUGUUCACCACUGAAGCAGCAGGGAAAGCACCUGGAGGAAGAGACGUAAAUUGACAGGUUGGAUUCCAAGUGCCCUGGGAUGGUGACAAGGCACUGACGAUGAUGAUAAAGAAUCCUGGGGCAGUCAGCUGUCUCUGGAAAAUAUCUAACAAAACAUCGAGUGAAGUUGUGAAAAUACUCUGUCCAUUUGUUCCAACAUUCUCACCAAUAUCUUCAGGUUGUGCAUCUGUGCUUUUCCCUAAAUAAAUCCUCUGAAAAAACUUC
Tachyglossus aculeatus (Australian echidna) is the source of this 1678-nucleotide messenger RNA. Its product is annotated as scavenger receptor cysteine-rich domain-containing protein SCART1-like. The transcript is spliced from 10 exons. Gene Ontology annotation, cellular component: membrane. Lineage: Eukaryota; Metazoa; Chordata; Mammalia; Monotremata; Tachyglossidae. The record is from RefSeq and is a predicted model, not a curated record. The coding region runs from base 246 to 1463 and encodes 405 amino acids.